Physeter macrocephalus (sperm whale) is the source of this 3620-nucleotide messenger RNA. It is a transcript of the gene TTC7B, whose product is annotated as tetratricopeptide repeat domain 7B. The record is from RefSeq and is a predicted model, not a curated record. Gene Ontology annotation, molecular function: protein binding. Gene Ontology annotation, cellular component: plasma membrane. Gene Ontology annotation, biological process: phosphatidylinositol phosphate biosynthetic process; protein localization to plasma membrane. NCBI's taxonomy places the organism in Eukaryota, Metazoa, Chordata, Mammalia, Artiodactyla, Physeteridae. The transcript has 23 exons. Bases 44 to 2902 code for a protein of 952 amino acids.
UGCGGGGCCUGCGGGGGCGCUGGCCGGGCCCGGCCAGGCCGCGAUGGCGACCAAGAAGGCGGGCUCGCGGCUGGAGACGGAGAUCGAGCGCUGCCGCUCCGAGUGCCAGUGGGAGCGGAUCCCCGAGCUCGUCAAGCAGCUGUCGGCCAAGCUCAUCGCCAACGAUGAUAUGGCAGAACUCCUCCUCGGGGAAUCAAAGCUGGAGCAGUACCUGAAAGAACACCCCCUGCGGCAGGGGGCCAGUCCCCGAGGCCCCAGGCCCCAGAUGACUGAGGUCCGCAAGCAUCUGACCGCUGCCCUGGACCGAGGGAACCUCAAGUCAGAAUUCCUACAAGAGUCCAAUCUGAUCAUGGCCAAGUUGGAUUAUGUUGAAGGAGACUAUGAAGCCGCACUCAACAUUUAUGCCCGGGUGGGCCUGGAAGACUGGCCGCUGACGGGCGUCCCCCCUUACAGGUUGCGGAUGGCCGCGGACGCCUACGCCACCAAAGGACUUUGUUUAGAGAAGUUGCCUAUUUCUUCUUCUGCCAGUAAUCUCCAUGUGGAUCGGGAACAGGAUGUCAUCACCUGUUAUGAGAAGGCAGGGGACAUUGCACUCCUGUACCUCCAAGAGAUAGAAAGGGUAAUACUUUCUAAUAUUCAAAACAGAAGUCCUAAGCCUGGCUCUGCUCCCCACGAUCAAGAACUAGGUUUUUUCCUAGAAACAGGACUACAGAGAGCCCAUGUCCUCUAUUUCAAAAAUGGCCCUGGACUGGAUGAGAUCGGAGAGGGACAGACCAUAAAGAGAGAAGCAAAGCCCAGGACCCAGCAGGAAACCUGCAAGAGUUGGAGGAGGAGCCCAUGGAGGAGCUGCCUGAGGAACUUGACGAGAGGAGUCGGGAGAUUUAGAGAGAUCCUCAGAGCAGUGGAAACGAGAACAACCCAGAACCUGCGAAUGACAAUAGCCAGGCAGCUGGCGGAGAUCUUGUUGCGGGGUAUGUGUGAGCAGAGCUACUGGAACCCUCUGGAGGAUCCGCCAGGCCAGUCACCUCUGGACGAUCCUCUCCGGAAAGGAGCAAACACAAAAACCUACACCCUCACGCGGAAAGCCCGUGUCUACUCAGGAGAGAACAUUUUUUGUCCGCAAGAAAAUACUGAAGAAGCCCUGUUGUUAUUGCUGAUUAGUGAAUCAAUGGCCAACCGGGACGCUGUGCUGAGCAGGAUACCCGAGCACAAGAGCGACCGCCUCAUCAGUUUACAGAGUGCGUCUGUGGUCUAUGACUUACUGACCGUCGCUCUCGGGAGAAGAGGCCAGUAUGAGAUGCUGUCAGAGUGCUUAGAAAGAGCCAUGAAGUUUGCCUUUGAGGAGUUCCACCUCUGGUACCAGUUUGCUCUGUCACUCAUGGCUGCUGGAAAAUCUGCUCGCGCGGUGAAGGUGCUGAAAGAGUGCAUCCGCCUGAAGCCGGACGACGCCACCAUCCCGCUCCUGGCCGCAAAGCUGUGCAUGGGCUCCCUUCACUGGUUGGAAGAGGCUGAGAAGUUUGCCAAAACCGUCGUUGAUGCGGGAGAGAAAACGUCAGAGUUCAAGGCCAAAGGCUACUUGGCCCUGGGGCUUACGUACAGUCUGCAGGCCACUGACGCUUCUUUGCGAGGGAUGCAGGAGGUCCUACAGAGAAAGGCGCUUCUUGCAUUUCAGAGGGCCCACAGCCUGUCACCUACAGAUCACCAAGCAGCUUUCUACCUGGCUCUGCAGCUUGCCAUCUCCAGACAGAUACCAGAGGCUCUGGGGUAUGUCCGCCAAGCUCUUCAACUUCAAGGCGAUGAUGCCAACUCGCUGCACCUCCUUGCUCUCCUGUUGUCGGCACAAAAGCAUUACCAUGAUGCUCUGAAUAUCAUUGACAUGGCCCUGAGUGAAUAUCCAGAAAAUUUUAUACUACUGUUUUCCAAAGUGAAGCUGCAGUCGCUGUGCCGGGGCCCGGAUGAGGCGCUCCUCACUUGUAAGCACAUGCUACAGAUUUGGAAAUCCUGCUACAAUCUUACCAAUCCCAGUGAUUCUGGACGUGGGAGCAGCCUCUUAGAUAGAACCAUUGCUGACAGACGACAGCUUAAUACAAUUACUUUGCCAGACUUCAGCGAUCCCGAGACAGUGUCAGAUUCCUCCUCCUCCUCUUCUCUUUCAAGAACCGAAUCUCCUCUCCACCUGUUUGUAUCUUCUCAUCUUCAUUCUCAUCCCAAACCCGAUACCUUUGUGUGGCCCCCGGCAGCUCAUUCAGUCAGUGACCCAGGUCCCCGCCAGGAACCCUCUCUGUGCAACUCUCCAGAAGUAUACUUUCAUGGUUUUCCCUCCCUUUUUUCAGUUAGCUCUGUCCACGCCACGUCGGUAGCAGCCUCCAGAGUGGAGCAGGCACUGUCGGAAGUGGCGUCGUCUCUGCAGAGCAGCACCCCCAAGCAGGGCCCGCUACACCCCUGGAUGACGCUGGCGCAGAUCUGGCUCCACGCAGCUGAAGUCUACAUUGGCAUUGGGAAGCCGGCAGAAGCCACAGCCUGUACCCAAGAGGCUGCCAACCUCUUCCCGAUGUCCCACAACGUCCUGUACAUGCGAGGCCAGGUUGCCGAGCUCCGAGGAAACAGCGAGGAGGCCCGGCGGUGGUACGAAGAGGCCUUAUCCAUAAGCCCCACCCACGUGAAGAGCAUGCAGCGGCUGGCCCUGAUCCUCCAUCAGCUGGGCCGCUACAGUCUGGCCGAGAAGAUCCUCCGGGACGCGGUGCAGGUGAACUCCACGGCCCACGAGGUCUGGAACGGACUGGGCGAGGUCCUGCAAGCUCAGGGCAACGACGCGGCGGCCACUGAGUGCUUCCUGACGGCCUUGGAGCUGGAGGCCAGCAGCCCCGCGGUGCCCUUCACCAUAAUCCCCCGCGUGCUCUGAGCAGCGCCCCAGCCUCACUGCCGCCCAGGCCAAGGGGGCCCCGCCUGGGCGCUGAGGGUCGAGUGUGCGCGCCAAGGCCCUGGAUGAAUGUGCGACUGACCACAGUGGACUAACCAAACCAACCCCCGAUCACCGCUCUCCACGUGCAUUUCUGUUGUCGUUUUCGCCAGCCCAAUGAUAGUUUCUGAAUCUAUUGACAUUGUUCAAAAUGGAUCAUGUGCCAUAUUUUGUUAGCUGACGUCUAAGUUUUAAGUAAAGUGAUCAUGGAAUUAAUCUGCAAAUGUAGAAGAAUAUAUUCAAAGUUAAAAUUCAGUGGCAGAACAGAUUAUUUUUAUCAGAGCUAUAAAGAAAACUGUUCUCUCCCCACCAUCACCACUCCUGCCCUACCCUUGGCCCAGAAACCAAAUGUGAAUUUUCUGUUUUCCGCCUCAGUACUCGUCCAAGCCAGGACACCAGCCGACAAUUUCUUGGUUUUGUUGUCAGUAAUUGUACCAUGUGAUAAAUUACUGCCCUCACUUAGAACAAAGCCUGAGUCCAAGAAUAUUUAUAUUUUACCAAUAUAGGCCUGUUACAAGAGAAGGAAAUAUGAGUUAUUUAAGUUUAACUUUUUUAUGUGAAUUCAGAGUUUAUUUAUCGAUGGAAAUAUGUACAAAGAAGCUUCAAAUGGAAUAUUUACCGACAUUCCUUAUACAUGACAGACACUUGGCUAAAUGGAAAG